CGACCCCCGCAGGGCACUUCGCUUGCUCGUCUAUCAUUAGCCAAAUUCUCCCAUGUCACCACGACGAUGAACCACAGGGGCCCAUUGAACUGGGGCCAUAUCAUAGGGAACAAUGAUCUUAUAGCCAUCUUUGAGCGGUCUCAUGUUACGGGCUCUAUGUCCGAUGGUCUUAUCUUGAAGAUACUUCGUUUCCGAGAUAUCAUAGAAGAACUCAACCUCUCCUUCCUUGCAAUUGAUGCAGCAAACGAUCCAACCAAGACAUCUCAAACAUCCGCAUCAAAGCCACUGUUUGCCGUCGUGGUGAAGCUACCUUGCCUGGCAGUGAAAUAUCCUCGUGGAAGCAUGGUACGAAUCCGUCGCUUUCAGAUCAAGUUUACGGUUGAAAAGGAUUACUAUGCAGCUCUGGCAAUCCUCAGCGAGUUGAAUCUCCCAUUCUCAGAAGCCGGUCCUGCUCCCAUGCGCAAACAG
Messenger RNA from Aspergillus saccharolyticus JOP 1030-1, 468 nucleotides. RefSeq lists its product as uncharacterized. The record is from RefSeq and is a predicted model, not a curated record. The transcript is spliced from 3 exons. The annotation marks the transcript as partial. Gene Ontology annotation, biological process: reciprocal meiotic recombination. NCBI's taxonomy places the organism in Eukaryota, Fungi, Ascomycota, Eurotiomycetes, Eurotiales, Aspergillaceae.